This is a messenger RNA of Prunus armeniaca (apricot), 258 nucleotides long. NCBI's taxonomy places the organism in Eukaryota, Viridiplantae, Streptophyta, Magnoliopsida, Rosales, Rosaceae. The record is from the annotation of a GenBank genome assembly.
AUGUUUCUUGACUUUGCAUGGAGAGAUUUGGACUUUGCUUAUGAUACCAUUUCUGCCUUUGCUUCCAGGCCAGACGAGCAGAUGACAGCUUCAUCAACUGUAGAUUCUUCUUCAACGAGGCCGUGCAAAAAAAUUUCUUUACUGCUGCGUUGUGAGAUGAUGCAGGUCCCCUUGAUGAUUUUUAAGGAAGUUCUAGUCUUGUUAGUUGUGAAGCAGAUCGAACUUCCUGUAAGUGAAGCAGAUCGAACUACGGGUUAA